UCAAGCAAAGACCAUCUUAGUCAUUAAACAUUAACAUCAACAUAUCCUCAAAAGUCAAAACUGAAAAUGGCUUUGGGCAGCGAGAAUCAGUCUUUCUUCUACGACGACGAGGAGUCCUCCUCCCCGGUCAAUGGACCCUCUGUCAUCCGGCGGAAUGCCCGGGAACGCAACCGCGUCAAGCAGGUCAACAACGGCUUCAGCCAGCUGAGGCAACACAUUCCCGUGGCCGUAAUUGCCGAUCUGAGCAACGGUCGCCGUGGAAUCGGUCCCGGCGCCAAUAAAAAACUCAGCAAAGUCAGCACCCUGAAGAUGGCCGUUGAGUACAUUCGACGCCUGCAGAAAGUCAUUGAUGAAAACGACCAGCAGAAGCACCAGCAGCAGCAGCAGCAGCAACAGUUGCAGUUGCAGCAGCAGCAGCAUCUGCACUUCCAGCAGCAGCAACAGCAACAGCAGCAACAGCAACACUUCUACGCCUGGCAGCAGCAAUUGCAGUUGCAAUCGCCCACUGGCAGCGUCAGUUCCUGCAGCAGCAGCAGCUCCUACUACACACCAGCAGCAUCAUCGGCCACCACUUCUUCCUCCAACAUCGCUGCCAAGCUGGAAACAAGCUACGAAGAUUACCGCAACAACUCGUGCAGCUCUGGUGCCGAAGACGAGGACAUCCUCGACUACAUCUCCCUCUGGCAGGACGACCUGUAGGGCUCUCCCUGCACCGCCCGCAAUCGCUAGUCGCCCUCAAGCAUCGCCCACAACAACCAUUGAUUGGCCAACAAGUAUUACCUCAGCCACAGAGUAUUUAUAUUGCCCAAAACCCACCUUUUUUUUUUGCCUGUACAAAUUAGCGGUUAAGUUUUUAUAUAGUUUAUAAGGCUAGCUCGUAAAUGGAAGACAAUCUAGGCUUAAGUACAUUUUUUUGAACCAACAUGGAGGACAUUAAACUGAUAACUAUAAUGAAAUCUCGAA
Drosophila eugracilis is the source of this 963-nucleotide messenger RNA. RefSeq names its product achaete-scute complex protein T5. Gene Ontology annotation, biological process: positive regulation of transcription by RNA polymerase II. Gene Ontology annotation, cellular component: RNA polymerase II transcription regulator complex. The transcript has a single exon. Lineage: Eukaryota; Metazoa; Arthropoda; Insecta; Diptera; Drosophilidae. The record is from RefSeq and is a predicted model, not a curated record. The coding region runs from base 67 to 699 and encodes 210 amino acids. Gene Ontology annotation, molecular function: RNA polymerase II transcription regulatory region sequence-specific DNA binding; DNA-binding transcription factor activity, RNA polymerase II-specific; protein dimerization activity.